Cryptomeria japonica (Japanese cedar) is the source of this 995-nucleotide messenger RNA. Its product is annotated as early nodulin-like protein 17. Lineage: Eukaryota; Viridiplantae; Streptophyta; Pinopsida; Cupressales; Cupressaceae. The transcript has 2 exons. Gene Ontology annotation, molecular function: electron transfer activity. Gene Ontology annotation, cellular component: plasma membrane. The record is from RefSeq and is a predicted model, not a curated record. The coding region runs from base 284 to 784 and encodes 166 amino acids.
UAGUGGAUUUGUCAGUCGUUUGAUUUAUCGGUUGCACAAAUAAAAGCACGGGGGUCCACCCAAAAAUGUAAAGAAAGACCGUUGUGGUGGAGUUAUUUAUGUUUGUAGGGGUGCCACCAAAUCCGUACGGAUACAGAAAGCCCUUUUUUCAUUCACAAACAGUUCAUGUUCAUCUUCUAGAGAGAGCCACUUUUCCUUUAACCGCAUUUGCAUUUUCUGGAAGAAGGCUGAAAACUAGAAGAGUCACUGGAUCAAGAGUGUUCUGGAACUCAGGGUUUGAGCUAUGGCUGUGAGAGUGGCGCUGUUAUGUGGUCUGCUAAUGGUGAGCGCCCUGAGCGUGUCAGCUACAGAUCAUAUUGUUGGCGGCAACCGUGGUUGGAACAUUGGAGUGAACUACACCGACUGGAUUAAUGCUCAAACCUUUGUCUUGGAAGACUGGAUCUCAUUUAGGUACCAGAAGGACCAGCACAAUGUUCUUCAGGUGAACCAGUCGGGAUACGACAACUGCACGACGGAUAACCCUAUCGCUAACUGGAGCAGCGGCAAAGAUUUCAUGGAGCUGAAUGAGUCGAAGCGGUAUUGGUACAUUGACGGCAAGGGUGGAUGCUUCGCCGGCAUGAAAGUCACUUUCAAGGUUAACAAGACUGCAUCUGCGCCUCAACCUUCUGCUGCAAAUACUUCAUCGGAUUCCAAAGCUUCAGAUGCGGCCGACUGUCUUCUUCGGCCUGGCGUGCCCUUCUUUUCUGCAUUGUCUAUGUUUGUUGGAGCUUUGCUUACAAUCUGAUCUCCUGUGUUUCCCUGGUUUUGAUCCCGGAGCUCGAAUGUAUCUUCCUGUGUUGUUUGAUAUAAUGAGUUGAUCUAUUUAGUUUUGACGAUUUGUGUAUUGUUAGCGCGCCCAAAGUUUGGGAAGCGUUUUACCUGCAACAAGGGUUUCGAAUGCGUGUGAAUCGGUUUUGAUUGAUAAUGAAUAUAUUGGUUCUUUAAUUAAUCUCUCA